Pisolithus orientalis is the source of this 1440-nucleotide messenger RNA. RefSeq names its product WD40 repeat-like protein. NCBI's taxonomy places the organism in Eukaryota, Fungi, Basidiomycota, Agaricomycetes, Boletales, Pisolithaceae. The transcript has 4 exons. The record is from RefSeq and is a predicted model, not a curated record. Gene Ontology annotation, molecular function: protein binding. Gene Ontology annotation, cellular component: preribosome, large subunit precursor. Bases 67 to 1362 code for a protein of 431 amino acids.
GUAAUACUAGUCUAGUGUCAAAUAAUAUUGGUCCUUGCUACUUAGGCUACUGGUAUACGGGCAACGAUGGCGACGCACCCGGUCGUAUUCACGACAAAGACGCGCUAUGUGUUGCCAUCUCAAAAGUUUAUGAUACCGGUUGAAUGGAGGCGAUACCAGCUCUCCCAACUCAUCAACAAGGCCCUCUCCUUGGCGGACCCCAUCCCGUUUGACUUCCUUGUCCAUGGAGAAAUACUGCGGACGAGUCUUGCCCAAUGGACAGCAGAAAAAGGCGUAGGAGAGGAAGAAACGCUCGAGAUCGAAUAUUUCGAGUCUGUGCUGCCCCCUCAGCGCCUUUCCUCUCUCCCCCAUGAAGACUGGGUGUCUUCUGUUUCGUGCAGCAUAUCCCAACACUUUUUGACAGCGUCAUAUGAUGGCCAUGUCCGCCUAUUCGACCACUCUCAGAAUUGUAUACGGGACAUACCCGCGCAUCUCGCACCGGUCACUUCCGUCGCCCUCGUGUCAGGCCCAAAUACGAACGAUCAAUCUUACAUUGUCGCUAGCGCGUCCCACGAUUUGACCGCCCGCCUCACAAAAAUAUCGCUCGCAGACGAUGCAGCAAGGCCUUCCCAGCCCCUUGCAACUCUCCACUUGCAUACUUCACCUUUGACCUCUAUCACCGCAGAUUCCACCGGUUCAACCCUUCUUACAGCGUCUUGGGAUGGCAAUAUUGGCGUUUGGGAUGCCACCAUCCCAACUGAGGACGACCUAGUCCCGGAGAGCGGAGACCGUAAGAAGAGACGGAAAACAGGUGGCAAUGAUCGUCCGAAAAACAAGGCUCCAGCCACGGUUCUCAAGUCUCACACAGCCCGGGUUUCCAAGGCACUUUUCGCCCUCAACUCAGGCCGGUAUGCACACAGUUGUGGUUUCGACUCCACGGUCCGUCAUUGGGACGUCGAAGUAGGAGUGUGCACGAACACCAUCACCGUUCCAGAGCGGCCGAUGCUGGAUCUGUCUCUGACGAACGAUGGGAACAUGCUGUUGGCAGCGUCAACAGACCGCACCGUGUCGAUCUUUGAUCUUCGUGGGUCAGAGUUGUCCAGCACGAUCGGGACGCUCAUGCACCCUGCGACGCCAUCUUGCCUUGUCUGUCCGCACACCUCUACUGCACCACAGGUUAUGGUAGGCUCGUAUGAUGGUGUUGCUCGCCUAUGGGACUUGCGUAGCAUGCGUAGCGCCAUCGCGAGCUUCCGAGUAUGGGAUGGGAUGAAAAUCUUGGACGUAGAUUGGGCAGGAGAUAUGUUGUGUGUUGGAGGAGAGGGUGGGGUCGAUAUAUGGCGCAUCAGCCAAGGGGAGCGGAUAUCGGCCACUGCACAAACGUAAUUCCUGCGGAGUCAGACCAAAAGUAUCCUAACGUCGUUCUUACUUGGCACCAACCAACCAUGGUUCUCACUCCAAACA